CUGGAGCGGGAGCGCUGAGUUGUCGGGCGGCGGGACAGCGGCCCGGAAUAGGGGGCGGGGGCGUUGGUCAUGUUUCCCUUCGGGCCCCACAGCCCGGGCGGGGACGGGGCGGCUGGAGCUGAGGAGCCGCCGCCUCUCGGAGGGCCGGCGGCAGCUUCCAGACCGCCCUCUCCAGCUCCGCGGCCGGCGUCUCCACAGCGAGGAGCUGACGCGGCCUCUCCCCCGCCGGCCACCGGGAGCCCUCGCCUCCGGGGCAGCCCGGCAGUGUCCCCAGCCGAGCGCGCCGGAGAGCUCGCGGCCCCCGAAGCUCUGGAGUUGUCCGCUGCCGCGUCGCAGGCAGAGCUGUCACCCUCCUCCUCGCCCCGCAGACGCUCGAGGCCAGACUGUAAGGCGGGCAGUUGGAGUCGGCAGGGCCUCAGCGCCGGCCUGGGCGGCCCUGGUGCCAGACUGUUCGGGUGGCUGAGAGAGCGAAGCCUCGGUCGCGGGCUGUUCGUGGACCCGGCUCGGGACAAUUUCCGCACGAUGACUAACCUGUAUGGUUCCAUCCAUCCCGCAGACUCAGUGUACCUCAGCACCCGCACCCACGGUGCUGUCUUCAACCUCGAGUACUCGCCGGACGGGUCAGUGCUGACAGUUGCUUGUGAACAGACUGAAGUUCUGCUUUUUGACCCUAUAUCUUCAAAGCACAUAAAAACCCUUUCUGAAGCACAUGAAGACUGUGUGAAUAAUAUCAGAUUUCUUGAUAACCGGCUAUUUGCUACCUGCUCUGAUGAUACCACAAUAGCACUAUGGGAUCUGAGAAAAUUGAACACCAAAGUAUGCACUUUACAUGGUCACACUAGCUGGGUGAAGAACAUCGAAUAUGAUACUAAUACAAGACUCUUAGUAACAUCAGGAUUUGAUGGAAAUGUCAUUAUUUGGGACACUAACAGGUGCACAGAAGAUGGGUGUCCACACAAAAAAUUCUUUCAUACACGUUUUCUCAUGCGAAUGAGAUUAACACCAGAUUGUUCCAAAAUGUUGAUCUCAACGUCCUCUGGAUAUCUCUUGAUUUUGCAUGAUCUGGACUUGACUAAGUCUUUAGAAGUAGGCAGCUAUCCCAUUCUGAGAGCAAGAAGAACUACUUCAAGUUCAGAUUUGACCACUUCAUCAAGUUCUUCUGGUUCUAGAGUUUCUGGUUCACCUUGUCAUCACAAUGAUUCAAAUUCAACUGAGAAACACGUGUCACGAGCCUCUCAACGAGAAGGAGUUUCACCACGAAAUAGUCUUGAAGUCUUAACCCCUGAAGUUCCUGGUGAGAGAGACCGGGGAAACUGCAUCACAUCCUUACAGCUGCAUCCCAAAGGCUGGGCCACCCUCCUCCGGUGCUCAAGCAACACUGACGAUCAGGAGUGGACCUGUGUCUAUGAAUUCCAAGAAGGAGCUCCAGUGCGACCUGUCUCACCUCGCUGUUCCCUGCGGUUGACUCAUUACAUCGAAGAAGCGAAUGUUGGCAGGGGCUACAUCAAAGAACUUUGCUUCAGCCCUGAUGGACGAAUGAUUUCUUCCCCACAUGGCUACGGGAUUCGCUUGUUGGGAUUUGACAAACAGUGCAGUGAGCUUGUUGACUGUUUACCCAAAGAAGCCAGUCCCCUGCGGGUGAUUCGUUCUCUGUACUCUCACAAUGACGUGGUUCUGACAACAAAGUUCUCUCCAACACAUUGUCAGAUCGCCUCAGGGUGCCUUAGUGGACGGGUCUCUUUGUAUCAGCCAAAGUUUUAGGCACAACUUACAUCAAAUGAGGAACUCUUCUGGUGUUUGGCUUAUAAAUUACUUCAAUUUAGGUGAAGUAUUUUCUUUUUUAGAAGAUCUUAUAAGUUUGGAUCAAGCUCUUGGUUCUUAUGGGUCAGUGAACAGAUGUGUGACCUGAGUACUUGGCCUUCCAGCAUCAUCCGGGCAUCACCAUUUCAACCACACGGCCCUGUCCUGUCAGCAUUCCUUUGCCCUGGUCUGUGCCCCUGAGCUUGGGUUUUCUUGGUCGUUUUGCAUGUGGCUUAUUCUCCUACCCCCGUCUCCACUGUUCCCUGCCUCUUUCCUCCUCUUUGAUUUUGGAAUGAAUUUUAUGGACAUUUGGCAGGAGCCUUGGUUGGGAUGAGAAAACCCAUGGCACUAGUAUUAAAUAAAACCCAGAAGUUGGAUGUUGGCACACUGGUUAUUGAGAAAGUUCAUCUGCAUCUAUCGGUAUACUUGGCCUUUAGAGUUACUGUCAGAUACUGAGCACAGGGAUGGCGUUACUCUCAUAACUGUUAGGAACUCUUGCAACAAGGUAUCUUUUUAAAGUUUCCUGUUAAAAUUAUACACGUUAUCUCAUGUGAGAUUUUGUUGUGAAAUUCUAGAAAACACUACAACCUUUCUGUAUGAUUUAUGUCGCUGGUAUGAAUUUAGUCUCCAGCAUCAUGUCUUUACUUGCUAUUUUGUUCAGUCAGCAGCAUUGGAGAGGAAAGGAGAAGCAAUAAGCUUGGUCAUUUCUGUUGUACAGAAGAUUUAUUCAUUAGGUUGGCACAGUAUCUGGCCAAAGAGUGAGGAGAUUCAUGUGACUUAGAUUGGCUAUGAUUCUUUUAAUCACACAGAUGAUGUGUUUAUAGUCAUGGGGUGGGAGGGAAAUCAAGUAAAGAUUUUAUUGUGUUUGUUCCUUCAACCAGGAAUCAGUUCUCAGUGUUAGUAAGAAGGGAGCUGCAAUCCUCUUUAAGCUGCUGUCAGACCUAGAGUCAGGGACCUGACUGACACUGCUGUCUUGUGUUUGGUUAUGGAAAGUCUGGGAGACAGUGUGUAAGUACAGGCUGCUCCUGUUUGAACAGACCAUGUUCUGCCAGGCUCUGCUACGUUGGCUGGCUGGCUGGUUGGCUGGCUAGCUGGCUGGUUGGCUGGCUGGUUGAUUGAUACUGUGUUGAGAUAUAUUAGAAGCUGGAAUUUAGGCCAUGCAGUAGCAACUUUGCUCUCUUUGGUUGCAUGCCCUUUCCAUUGUUCCUCUAGUAUUAGGAUGCAGAUCCCAGAAGGACUUGUAAAAAAUGCAGGAAUCUGGGCCAGACCUUAAAACUGAUUUAGGUAGGGAAAGGACAGGACUCUUGUAAUAAACGGAACCGCACAUCUGCAUCCAGGUGGUCUCUAGGUCAUAGUUUAAAAUACAACUUGAAAUGGCAGUAGAUAUUUCAUUAUCCAUUUGGUGCUUAACAUAAUUCCCACAAGAUGUUUCAUCUAUCUAAAUAGUUAUAAUAUAGCAAUUUUAGAGUAGAAAAUAACUUGAAGUGAUAUCCAGUUCAUUGUUGGACAAAUGAAAGAGGUCACAUGAUUUGCCUAUGGUCAUACAAAGUUAGUGGUAAAGUCAUACAAAGUUAGUGGUAAAGUCAGGGCUUUGAUUCAAGUCUCUUAAUUCCUUGCUCAGGGUAGCUUCUUCUGUAUAUGCUGGCUUUAAAAAACAUCAGUGCUUGUGGGCAUUUUGUCUUUAGGUUAUAUAUUAUUGUAAAUAAGAUGAUAAGAUUGAAGAAGGAAGAAGGCAUGGGAGUAGAUGCUGAGAGUUUCAUCCAUAGGAAAAAGUAUUUCAGUACUUACAGAAUUGCUUAAGCGAUCCAAACAUGAAUGAACACAACAGUUCUCUCUGGUUCACACACCUGUAAGAGCUUGAGUCUCACUGAGAACAAUGCUAACUCUGGGACAAUCUUUAACACUAAAUCAACACUCCUUAUCAUAGAUGUUGGAAACGCUGGAAAUUUUGUACUCAUUGAAAAAAACCAAACAAGCACAAUGAGAAUCCUAGGCUUGCUUGCCAUAGCUUUUGAUGAAAGUUUUUUCCCCAAAGAGAAUAGUUAGAGAAGAAAUACAGCAAUUAAGAACUCACAAUUAAAAACUAUUUUGUAUAAGGAUUAAAUUGAUACUCAAAAGAGUUCAUAAAUGAUAUCAGUUUGGAAAGAGUUCUGUGUCAGAUGUUAUACCCACAUGUCACCUAACUCAAGCCAGGGAUCCUUGAAUCAACUGUCUUUGAAUACCUACUAUGUGUCGAAGAAUGUGUCUGCUUUAAUAUACCAAGGGGCCCCUACAAAGGCCCUUACAAGGUAGGUGGGAUGAGUGUCAAUCAUGUUGAAAGUAGCAAUGUGUCAAAAAAAUGGAGUGUGACUUGCCUGAAGCCACAGAUGGCCGAGGGGCAGCACUGGGUUCAGACUGACACUUGCCUGUUGAUUUUACUGCUGAGUUCUGUAGUUCAUGUUAGUCUAUGUGCUUGCUACCAUCUGCACAUCUUUAUUACAAGGCUGGCCUCCUUCCCUUCAGUACUGCAUAAAAGAUCAUUUCAACACUGAUGUUUCCAUGAGAUGGAGAUUAUAAACUCAGGCCAUUUCUAACAGAAAAAUUACUCAGAUGAGCACCCAUGGUGUAGAAAAGGUGCAGGGGAGUCAGCCUUGUAAGGACGCAAAACCACACAGAUGAGGGCUGACAAGAGCCAGCAAACUUGGCAGGGAACCUUUGCCCUCUCUGAGGUCUAGUCAGGAUCAAGACAAAAUCAGACAGUACUAGCCAGGGAAUUGAAUGGCCGCCCUUUUUGGUUUUGGUUUUGGCUUUUUAAGACAGGGUUUCUUUGUAUAGACCAGGCUGGCAUCAAAUUCACAGAUGUCCACCUGCCUCUGACGUCCAAGUGCUGGGAUUAAACACAUGUGCACCCACAGCCUGGCCUUAGGGUCUCAGUCUAAAACUCUGGUGUUUUUUACUGUUUUAUGUAGUCAUUUUUAUUAUAAUUGGUAGAAAUAUAUUUUAAUUGAUAAUGAAGCUAUUACUGUUGGUAAACCUUGGUAAAUAAAUCAUUCUCCUAAAUAAAAGCUUCCUUUGGAAGAGUCAACAGGAA
Molecule: messenger RNA, 4870 nt
Organism: Rattus rattus (black rat)
Lineage: Eukaryota; Metazoa; Chordata; Mammalia; Rodentia; Muridae
Gene: Dcaf10
Product: DDB1 and CUL4 associated factor 10
Exons: 7
Coding region: 70-1761 (563 amino acids)
Cellular component (GO): Cul4-RING E3 ubiquitin ligase complex
Molecular function (GO): protein binding
Source: RefSeq, a predicted model, not a curated record